AUGAAGGACGAUCAAUUCUACCAGUUCUACAAUUGCAUAGAGGGGGGGCUGCACUCCGGAUCUCAACAGCGGCGUGCAGUGGACCCUUCAACCACAAAGGAACUCUGGGACGUCCCGUUAGCGACUCCUGAUGACCUGGAAAAAGCAGUCAAGUCAGCAACAAACGCGUUCCCUUCCUGGUCCUCAACCAAAUGGGAAGAGCGAGCCAGCCUUCUACGCAAAGCUUACGAUGUACUUGCAUCGAAACGAGAACAGAUGGCUCUCCUAUUGAAGCUGGAGACGGGGAAACCUCUUCGAUUUGCGAGAUUGGAAGUAGAACACUCAUUGGGAUGGUUGAACUAUCACGCAAACCUCGGUCCAAUUAGCCCGAAAAUCCUCCAAGACGACGAAGAAUUUCAGCUUGCGAUUCACAGAGUCCCAGUUGGUGUCGUUGCCGCUAUAUGCCCCUGGAACUAUCCUCUUGUCCUCGCCAUGGGCAAAAUAUGCGCGUCAUUGAGCACUGGCAACUGUGUGAUUGUCAAGCCAUCGCCCUUCACCCCAUACAGUGUGGUCAAGUUCGUUGAAUUGGUCCAAGGCCUGUUCCCUCCAGGAGUCAUUCAAGCCCUGAACGGUGACGACCGCUUAGGUCCUCGGAUGUGCCAACACGCCGGAAUUCAAAAGAUUAGCUUCACAGGGUCCAUCAAGACCGGGAAGGCCAUCAUGGCUGCCGCUGCACCUACGUUGAAAAGACUGACACUGGAGCUAGGAGGCAAUGGAGCCUCGAUUAUUUGUCCGGACGUCGAUAUAUCCAAGACUGCUGUUCAAGUUGCGAUCGGAUCAUUCACCAACUCGGGACAGUACUGUCUCGCGAGCAAGCGGCUAUAUGUUCACGAGUCCAUUUAUGACACGUUUUUGAAGGACUUCGUCAACGAGGUCAAGUCUUGGAAUACUGAUGAAAAGGAGGACGGCGACAGCAUGUCACUGGGCCCUGUACAGAACGCCAUGCAGUACGAAAUCGUGAGAGGCUUCAUUAGGGACUGUCGGGACAAGGGAUACCAUUUUGCUCUAGGCGGUGACACAGGCACGCAGUCCAGUUUCAUGCUGAAACCGACGGUGGUGGACAACCCUCCCGACGACUCGGCCAUUGUCAAGGAAGAACCAUUUGGACCAAUUGUACCUGUGAUGAAAUGGAAGACCGAAGAAGAAGUGAUUAGGAGGGUCAAUGAUACCAACACAGGACUGGGAGGCGCAGUGUGGUCUUCUGACGUGCGCAAGGCGUUCACUUUGGCAGAGCGGGUGCAGGCGGGUGCAGUCUGGAUCAACGGCUUUGAAAGACCUCUGCCGCAUGCUCACCUCGCUGGACAUAAGGAGAGUGGGCUUGGAGGCGAAUGGGGUGAAGAGGGUUUGGUUUCCUACACAGAGCCAAAAACAUUUCACUGGUACAAGAAAUAG
Messenger RNA from Cladophialophora psammophila CBS 110553, 1431 nucleotides. RefSeq lists its product as uncharacterized. Lineage: Eukaryota; Fungi; Ascomycota; Eurotiomycetes; Chaetothyriales; Herpotrichiellaceae. Gene Ontology annotation, molecular function: aldehyde dehydrogenase (NAD+) activity. The transcript is spliced from 4 exons. The record is from RefSeq and is a predicted model, not a curated record. The coding region runs from base 1 to 1431 and encodes 476 amino acids.